Cyprinus carpio (common carp) is the source of this 2773-nucleotide messenger RNA. Its product is annotated as lymphocyte specific protein 1 a. Gene Ontology annotation, biological process: signal transduction. The record is from RefSeq and is a predicted model, not a curated record. Lineage: Eukaryota; Metazoa; Chordata; Actinopteri; Cypriniformes; Cyprinidae. Gene Ontology annotation, molecular function: actin binding.
GGACAGAGUGUGACUAAAGCCAGUCUCUGAAACCAGAUCGAGUGCCGCGUGGAUCUCUCCUCAAAAGCCGAGCGUCUGAGGAAAGAGCGUCAGUGUCUGUGAGGGAGUCUUUGGGAAUCAGAUUCCACGGAAUACAAAACUUCCAAGAAUUCCAAAAAAAGCUUGGAGAAGAAAGAACAAUGUCAAGUGCAAUCAUGAGACGAAGCUCCAGCAAGCAAGGCUUGCAGAACCUCCUGAGAGUGACGGCCCAGCGAAGUAUUGAAGAUGCUGAGGAGAUCGAGAGAGAAAGGCGACGUCGGGCCCGGGAGGCCUUCCGCAAUCAACAAAGCCUGUCUGGAUCUGCUGGUUCCCCUCAGGACAGUGUGAACCCACCUGAGACCGGCCUCUAUGAAAGCGAACUCAAACCCAGCUGCCCUAUUGCUGUUGAUGAGGAUGAAGGUUUCAGCGACUGGACCCAGAAGCUGGAACGGAGAACACGGUCCAGAAUGGAUGAGAACGGCAGUGGAGAAGAGCCACAACAGGAGGAGAAGGACGUGAAUGCAAGAUUUCGACAAAGUGAGAAAAGCAGCUUCACCACUUCCAUACAGUAUCAGCAAAUACAGGACAGAGAAGAAGAGGAGAAAAGACCAGAGGAGAGGAGGAUCACAGAGAGACGAACAGAGAUCAGCGAGAGGGUUAGCAGUCAGAGAGCAGAGGAAUGGGAUGAUGACAUGAGAGACAGCAAAAGCAGACAACAGGAAAUAAAACCACUGAUGGAGAACAAGAUAAAAGAGGAGAAGAAGGAGGUGAAGGUGUCAUACACGUCUAAAGUCUUCCUACAGCAAGACAGAACACCUAAUGGCAAUGGAGAGGCAGCUGCAGAGGAAAUGACAUCACAUCUGGUCAAAACCAAAAUAUCACCCAGCAGGACUGUAGAUGUAAAUCAGGACUUAGAGACUAAGAAAGACAUGCACGCUGGUCUGGAGACCGAGCUGAAGCUGGAGAAGAUCAGACAUAGCCACCAGGAGAAGGAGAGCCGGGAAAUGGAGCAGCUACGGCAGCGUCAGGCCGAGGCUGAGCUGGAGCUGGAGGAACUGAAGAAGAAGAGAGAGGAACGACGCAAGGCUCGCGAAGAGGAGGAGCUGAGGAGAGAGGAAAAGGAACAGAAGAAACUAACCAAAAAAGAGGAGGACAAGAGACAGAUGAAGGAGGACAUCGAGAAGAGGAGGAUGGAAGCAGUGGAGAAGAGAAUGAAGAAUCUCAACAUCACAUCUACAGAUGGUGAUGACCCAUUUAACCCUUUAAACCCCAUAAGUCCAGCUUUCAAGAUCACUGAGAGAACAGAAUCCUUGAAUCGAUCUUUAAAGAAGAGUAACAGUUUCAAGAAGACCCAGAGACCUGUACUCCUGCCCAAGAUCGAUGACAAACUGGAACAAUACACACAUGCAGUCGAGAGCUCCUCUAAAGAAGCAAAGAUGACUAAAUCAGCAGUAGUGGACAUGUCUAAUGUCUCUGCUCCGGUGGCCUCCAAAAAAAGCCUGUUUGAAGUGGGAGAGGCCUGGAAUCAAAGCAGCCCAAAAGGAACACCUUCGAAGGAUACAGACUGUGUGAAAGUGGGUGUAGCAAACCUGAUCAACCAUUGGGUGAAAGGAAGUCCAGAAAGCGGGAACAGACACUUCCUCUCCACACCAUCUGAUGUUAAACCUGGAGAUGUUCUGCAGAAAAAGAACAUGUGGGAAAUUAUUGGAGAAGGUUCUGCAGCCGAGAGGUCAGGACUGGGAGGAAAGGCCUCCUCCUUGGGUAAGCAAUACAAGUUUGCUGUGACAGGCCAUGGAAAAUACGAGAAGAUUUGAUGGUGAUCAUUACAGUGUCUAUACGAAUGGAAAAUCAAGUGAAUUUUCCAGUGAUCGCUUGUGAGGAAUUUAAUUCAGCAAUAACUUCUUUCCUGAUUCACCAAGAACACAUAUACAUUAACAUAAAGGUCGUACAAUAUUUCAGUCAACUUUUCAAUACAUAAGGAAGAAACUACAUUCUAUGUGCUUUUAUGUUUUUAUUCUUUUUUUAUGAUUGUUACAUUUUUGACUGUUGUAAUGGCAUGACUUUGGGAUCUUUACCUACAAUCUAUUUGUUGCAUAUACAAUGUAAAAAGCAAACUUAUUUUCAAAAAUCUGACCAAUUGCAACAGAAUAUAAAGUCAUUGUUUCUUUUCUUAUUCCUCAGUAUUUUCGCUGAAAUUAUGCCCACUUCUAACAAUGUAUGAGUAUGAACUGAAUGUGAAUGUCAAAUAGUUCAAAUGGUGAUGAUUUUUUGUCAAAUGUUUUUAUAUUGAUUAUCUAUGCUAUUUUUAUACUAUGACACAUUGUUACAUUUAUAUUGACUUGAAUAAUAGAUUAACAGAAUAAUCCAAAAACAUAUUCCAAAUUCCUGCAGCUGAUUCUUAUGCAUUUUAAGUCACAAAUAUUUUUACGGUUAUAUUUUAUUACAAAUAUGACAUUGAUUUUCUUGCCUCUCUGCUCUAAUCCUUUAUAGUUUUGCAUAAUUCAUAAUUGACUACACUUUUUGGAUUUCAAGAAAACACUGGAAUUUCUCCAUUUAUUUUAUUUAAUAUUAAUCUAAACAUAUUUGUUUAGUUACAAGCAUUUUGCUACCCAAUGGUAUUGAGAAUGGUUAAAACAAGAAUGACAUUUGUAGGCCAUUACAGCUUUUAUUUUCAAUAAAUUUGAUAUUUUGUAUGAUUCUUAAUUUUGAUUUUGGCUGCUUAUUCUCAGUGUAAAAUGGAAAUAUCAGAAUGGUU